UGUCAUAGAUCCUAAUGGAAGAAAUGUCAAAAUCAAAUUCAUAGGAGUCCCCUUUGGUCAGACAAACUGUGGACUUUUAUUGCAAAAUGGUUCAAGGGGGACCACCAGAUGAUAAUCUAUUUAGAGCAUUUGCGAGUGCAAUUUACAAUACCAUAGAUGCGCCCGUAACAUGGUUCCGAGAGAAGAUCGUUGAGCCGAACCAGAAGAAAUACCCGUGGUACCAUCAGAAGUUUCGUCGUGUUCCUACUAUCGACCAAUGCUACUCGGAUGACGUGGUGUGCGACUUCGAAGCCAAUGCACAGUUCAAGCGUGAUAGGGCUGUAGAUUCGGAGAUAUUGAACAUUCUUCGUAUGCGAUAUGAAGAUUGUAUGAUGUAUGAAAGACCAGACCACUUGACUGUCUGCAAACCUUUUUGGGAAAAGUACAAGGAUGCUGAGGAAGCUUGGUUUAUUAAAUAUGGAGAUCUUGGCGCUUAUGCAGAUGCAAGGAAAGCCUAUAUGAAACAGAAACAUCGCAUGAUUUGGGAAAGACGCAACGGCCCUCUGUCCGAUCAAACCAAGUGAUACACUCUUUUCUGUGUAACAAUUUGUUAAUAUAUAAGUAGAUUAUGUAUAAAUGUCACUGCAAUAAAAAAAUUCUAGUGUA
Molecule: messenger RNA, 645 nt
Organism: Pararge aegeria (speckled wood butterfly)
Lineage: Eukaryota; Metazoa; Arthropoda; Insecta; Lepidoptera; Nymphalidae
Gene: ND-PDSW
Product: NADH dehydrogenase [ubiquinone] 1 beta subcomplex subunit 10
Exons: 4
Coding region: 87-563 (158 amino acids)
Source: RefSeq, a predicted model, not a curated record